AUGCAAGCGCUUCGAGAAAAAUUCAAAAUCGACAAAUCUAAAAAAGAUAAAGAUAAAGAUAAAAAAUCAGUUCACAACGUAGGAAACGAGAAGGAUGAUCCAGAAACAGGUAAUUCAAAUCAACAACCACAAUCAUCUGAAAAGGUGAAAGCUUUUCUGGCAAAAGCAAAAGAUGAAUUUCAAGUCAAAUAUGAAAAACCAAGUCAAAACACAGCAAAACCAGAUGAUUUUGAUCGGAUCCGAACGCUUGGAACAGGAUCAUUUGGGAGAGUGAUGUUGGUCAAACAUCAAAGUACUGGACAUUUUUCUGCAAUGAAAAUACUCGAUAAACAGAAAGUAGUAAAAUUGAAACAAGUUGAACAUACAUUAAAUGAAAAACGAAUAUUACAAGCCAUUACUUUUCCAUUUUUGGUCAAUUUAGAGCAUCAUUUCAAAGAUAACUCUUAUUUAUAUAUGGUAUUAGAAUUUGUACCAGGAGGUGAAAUGUUUAGUCAUUUAAGAAAAGUUGGACGAUUCAGUGAGCAACAUGCACGAUUCUAUGCUGCACAAAUUGUUUUGACAUUUGAAUAUCUUCAUUAUUUGGAUAUUCUCUAUCGUGAUUUGAAACCAGAAAAUUUACUUAUUGAUGCAGAAGGAUAUUUAAAGGUGACCGAUUUUGGUUUUGCCAAAAAAAUUAAGGGAAGAACGUGGACUCUAUGUGGUACUCCAGAAUAUCUUGCACCAGAAAUUAUUCUAUCAAAAGGAUACAAUAAAGCUGUUGAUUGGUGGGCACUUGGAGUUCUUGCCUAUGAAAUGUCAGCCGGUUAUCCACCAUUUUUUGCUGAUCAACCAAUUCAAAUAUAUGAAAAAAUUGUAUCUGGAAAAGUACGAUUUCCAUCUCAUUUUAGUAGUGAUUUAAAAGAUAUUCUAAGAAAUUUAUUACAAGUUGAUUUAACAAAACGAUAUGGCAAUCUUAAAAAUGGAGUCGAUGAUAUUAAACAGCAUAAGUGGUUUUCGACGACAGACUGGAUAGCCAUUUAUCAGAGAAAAGUUGAACCACCAUUCAUACCCAAAACUAAAGGACCAGGUGAUGCUAGUAAUUUCGAUGAUUAUGAAGAAGAACCUUUACGCAUUGCGACAACCGAAAAAUUUACAAAAGAAUUUGAAGAAUUUUAA
Molecule: messenger RNA, 1155 nt
Organism: Didymodactylos carnosus
Lineage: Eukaryota; Metazoa; Rotifera; Eurotatoria; Philodinida; Philodinidae
Source: the annotation of a GenBank genome assembly